Molecule: messenger RNA, 594 nt
Organism: Adineta ricciae
Lineage: Eukaryota; Metazoa; Rotifera; Eurotatoria; Adinetida; Adinetidae
Source: the annotation of a GenBank genome assembly
AUGGAGACUACGAGACUUCCUUCUUCUGCAACUGUAAUAAUCCAAGGCGAAGGAGCAGAUGUGAACUUGAAAAUCAAUAAAACUGUUUUUCGUUUGGGAUGGUUUUCAUUCAUUUGUGGUGCUUGUCUUAUUGCCGGAUUUUUUCUGAUGAUUGCGGGCUUAGCAUCGAUUGCAGCUGGAUAUCAUGAGACAUCAUAUAAAUAUUACCUUCAUGCUCAAAUUUGGUCAUUUAUUGUCGAUCUUCUCUUGGCGCCUGGUCUGAUCAUUGUAGCGAUAAGCGCGCUGAUUAUAGACAGUCAAGAUAUUCAACCUCUCUGCCGAGCGGAAGGUGAAUCCGAAUUGAACAUUCUAUGUAUCAAGGAAAUGAACUUGUAUGACUUAAGUCGCAUAUUGAAUAUAAUUCAAUUAGCUAUUGGUGCUGUAUGUUUUGUUACUCAUAUCAUUCUUCUAUCGAAUCAAAGACGAAUGCUUGAGCGAAUGAUAAUUGCUGAGAAUGGUGUUGCGAAAGAAGUAGUUAUGUACGCUCAACCUACGAAUCAAACGAUAUAUUAUGCUGAUUCGCCGCCGAAAUACGAAGAUCUUCCAUUAUCUUAA